This is a messenger RNA of Glycine soja, 1417 nucleotides long. RefSeq names its product probable phytol kinase 3, chloroplastic. Lineage: Eukaryota; Viridiplantae; Streptophyta; Magnoliopsida; Fabales; Fabaceae. The record is from RefSeq and is a predicted model, not a curated record. The transcript has 6 exons. Gene Ontology annotation, molecular function: kinase activity. The coding region runs from base 196 to 1167 and encodes 323 amino acids.
CUAGGAAAGAGUAAGACACAUCUUAAAGAUAUCUUCAUUCCUAGAGUAACCUCCAUCAAAAAAUGACUAACAUUCGAAAUUGAGAUCUACCACGAUGCUGACUCUUUCACACAGUUCAAAUCAGGCAUUUCCAUGUGAUCUCUAGAGGUUGAAAAAAUCAAUGCGAGGUCGACAGGAAAUCCUCGCCUCCCUCGCAUGAUGUUCCUGAGUUUCAACAUGAUUAGCGGCGGCAACACACUCCAAAGGUUUGACCCUGUCGCUUGCGUUUCUUCUGUCCCUCUUCUCCUCGCACCCACCACACGACCUACUUUCCAUUUUCCUUCCCCUUUUCUCUCCAAACCCAAACCCACUUACCUCUUCACUUCUUUUUCUUCUUCUUCUUCUUCUUCUUCUUCUUCUUCUUCUUCCUUUUUCUCUUCCACCACGCCACCGCGAUCCACCAUGCUGCACCACGACCCUCUUGUCUCUGACGUCUACGCCACCGCCAUUUCCGGCGUCGUUGCCCUGUCCUUCCUCAGAUUGUUCCAAGAAACUGCAAAACGAGACCUCUUCGACCAGAAAUUAAAUAGGAAACUUGUACAUAUAAGUAUUGGGCUGAUAUUCAUGCUCUGCUGGCCGCUAUUCAGUACUGAAACUUGGGCAUCUUUCUUUGCUGCUCUCAUUCCGGGAAUCAAUAUAUUUCGGAUGCUUGUUAUUGGACUUGGAAUAUUGAAAGAUGAGGCCACAGUGAAAUCAAUGAGCAGAUUUGGAGAUUACAGGGAACUUCUUAAAGGACCACUGUAUUAUGCCGCAACUAUUACUUUGGCAGCCAUAAUAUACUGGAGAACUUCACCUAUUUCCAUUGCUGCAAUAUGUAAUCUGUGUGCAGGAGAUGGCAUGGCUGACAUUGUUGGAAGGCGACUUGGCGGUGAAAAGAUACCUUACAACAAAAACAAGUCCUUCGCUGGUUCAAUUGCAAUGGCAACUGCUGGAUUCUUAACUUCCAUUGGGUAUAUGUGGUAUUUUUCCUCAUUUGGAUUUAUUGAGGGAAGCUGGAAAUUGGUUCUAGGUUUUCUGUUAGUGUCUAUUGUGACAGCAUUUGUCGAGUCCCUGCCUAUCAGCACAGAGCUUGAUGACAACCUCACAGUUCCCCUCACUUCCAUAUUGGUGGGCAGUAUCAUUCUUUGAUAUGAAGCAUAUUGCAGUAAAACAAAUCAGACACUAGGAAUCAGUUCUCUACAUCUUUCAAUCUAGUUAGAAAAUGUUUAUUAUGCAUCUAGUUAAAGUAGUCUGUUUUGUUGGCAGAAAAAUUGACUGAUGUUUGUAGUGUAUGCUCUCGAUCAAUAUGGAAACAGAACAAUUUGCAGUCUUGUGUUCUUUCUAUUGGAUGAAUGCUCACAAUUUUUGUUCACAAUCCAGCUUUGAAUAUGUCUGAUUA